This is a messenger RNA of Lathyrus sativus (Indian pea), 1812 nucleotides long. Lineage: Eukaryota; Viridiplantae; Streptophyta; Magnoliopsida; Fabales; Fabaceae. The record is from the annotation of a GenBank genome assembly.
AUGCUAUCGAUGCACCAAGCAAUGCAAUUAAACCGUUUUUGGAACGAGCGGGUUUUUGCAAAAGUUGCAGAAAUCUCCUCAAUCAAAGUUGAUUCAAAGCUUGCAAUCGCUAUGUUGGAGAGGUGGAGACCAGAAACACAUACUUUCCAUCUACCAACAGGUGAAUGUACCAUCACUUUGGAGGAUGUGAGUAUGUUAUUGGGUCUUCACGUGAAUGGUAAGGCCGUGAAUGGUCCUACUCAGGUAGGAGGUGAUGUAUAUAUGGAACAUUUAGGCAUAGAACCUACAACAUCUGAUAAACAUAAAGGGUUCGUUAAAAUUGUUUGGCUACAAAGUACAUUAGCACGAUUACGACAAAAAGCAACACCAUCCGGUGAGGAAAAUAUUUUACAUGCAAAAAUAUAUAUUUUAUUACUCAUAGCUAAAGUAUUAAUGCCAGACAAGAGCCAUAACUAUUUACAUUCUUCUUGGAUACCCCUAGUAGGAGAUUUAGAUAAAUGCAAUAGAUAUAGUUGGGGUUCUGCUUGUUUGGCUACAUUAUAUAGGCAUAUGUGUAAAGCAUGUAUGGUAGGGGUCAAAAGUAUUGGUGGGUGUGUUCUACUACUAAGUGUUUGGACAUAUUGGCGUAUACCACUAAUAGCUCCAGAGUCUCCCGUCAAUGCACACCAUCCUUAUGCAACAAGAUUUGUUCGAAGAGGCAUGGCUUAUCAAAAUAAUCCUCGGCACUACGUCCAAGGAUUUAGAUUUGCACUAGACAGAUUAAGGGCUAACGAUUUUAUUUGGAGGCCAUACCCAAGCUACCCAGAAUGCGUCCUUGAAGAUAUCCAGAUUUGGAGCGCUACAACUUCAAUUAUCAGUUUCCAUAUCGUUGAAAUGCAUCAGGCUGAUAGGGUCAAAUUGCAGUUUGGAUUUCAACAAGAUAUCCCUCCUCAGCCUAGAUGUCUACGUGAACAACAUGAGACUGAUAUGCCUAAUACAUGGGGAGAUCAUUGGCGCAAUAUAAAUAAAGAAGAAAAUAACGAGUGGAGAAACAGAAAAAAAUUGACCCUACGAGGUAACAUGGUUAACGGUAACUAUGUUCAUAGUGCUGCAUAUAUGCAAUGGUUUUUAUCCAUUCCAUUUAUGCACGCUUCUCAAGGUCAGUUCCUAGAGGACCCCCGUCAGUAUGCAACGUCUUCAUCACAACAAAGAUCCUCUUCGCCCAUGCCUCAAGAAAUGCCUCAGGUGAACCCUUCACAAUUUCAAACACAGACAUCUUCAUUCAACCAGCCAACAUUCUUUGCCACCUCCUCUCAACAACCAACACAACCACAACCUCAACCAACAUAUCAACGCACUCAUACCACAUUCUUUGCCACCUCCUCUCAACAACCAACACCGUACACCCCAACCCCACAAACAAACUACUACUACCAACAACAAUAUCAGGAACAAGCCACAUUUCAACCUUCUUUUCAAUUCACUCCGAUCCCUCAGCCUAAUUUUGAUUUCUCUUACCCCCAACCACAACACCAAACAUUUAACCCUUCAAUGUCUCAACCAAGUUCAUCCGGUCGCACCGACAAUGUUUAUUACCCUCCCAUCCAACAAAGCCCUCCAACCACCUUCACCCAACCAUUCCAGUCAGCCCCUAACUUUACCCUAACUGAUGAUCAACUCAUGGAAUGGCCAGGUUUUUCGGUUACUGAUGUGGACAUGCUUGAUACAUCACAUCAACCUGAAAAUGAAGAGUUGACUUCCGACUCUACCCCAUCACCUCCAACAUCACCUCCAAUACGGCAAACUCAAGAGUUAGGCAGGGGAAACGUGUGA